Messenger RNA from Lepidothrix coronata (blue-crowned manakin), 2033 nucleotides. RefSeq names its product histamine N-methyltransferase (gene HNMT). Bases 11 to 655 code for a protein of 214 amino acids. The record is from RefSeq and is a predicted model, not a curated record. Gene Ontology annotation, molecular function: N-methyltransferase activity. Lineage: Eukaryota; Metazoa; Chordata; Aves; Passeriformes; Pipridae. The transcript has 6 exons.
AGGGCCAAGGAUGCGGAGCAAAGUCCAGGCACAUGCUGACUUUGCCCCUCCAGCAUUUUUUAUUCCUUCUCUAGGUCUGAAAGGAGAUCUGUCCCCUCCGUCUUGCACCCUUCUGACCCCCAGCAUGGCGUUGCCCAUGAGGAGUUUGCUCACCAACCCUGACAGAUACCUCCGGUCGUUCCGCCUGUUCCUGGAGAAGUCGACAGAGCAUCAGAGCAUGCGGGAGUUCAUGGAGAGGCAGCUGCCGGAUGUGAUAGCGAGUAUUGGAAAUGGGAAGUCUACAAUCAAUGUUCUCAGCAUUGGUGGUGGAGCAGGUGAGAUGGACCUGCUGAUCCUCUCAAAAGUACAAGCCAGAUAUCCUGGAGUCGCCAUCAACAAUGAGGUGAUAGAGCCAAGUGCUGACCAAAUCUCCAAGUACAAAGAGCGUGUGGCUCAGACAUCAAACCUUGGGAAGGUAAAGUUUACCUGGCACGAGGAGACAGCUGAUGAAUAUGAAAGUCGAAUGAAUGCAGAAAAGAAGUCUAAAAAGUGGGACUUCAUUCACAUGAUCCAGAUGCUCUACUAUGUGAAAGAUAUCCCAGCAACUGUCCGGUAUUUUCACAGCCUCCUGGAAUCACAGGCAAAGCUCCUCAUUAUCCUGGUGUCAGUUACUUAACCUGUCCAUUUGGAUAUUCACAAAACGUGAAUAAAGGAAGGAACACAUGCUUAUUCAAAAUUAAAAUUAUUAAAGUUCUGAGUUCACAAAGAGGAUUUGAAGUCCUCUUUGGACAAUGUAACUCCCUGUUUUCUGAUGGAGCAGAAGUUGCUGGAACCAACAAAAAAGUGUGAGAGAGAAACAGGGCUCAGAAUAGAAGAGAGGAAGGCAAGGGAAAACCUUGGGGGAAACAAGAGAAUAGAGAGGAAGGAAGAAGUGCCAUGAAAAUGAGCACUGAAGCAAAAAGAGGUACUGAAAGAUCAGCAGAACAAAAUUCAUUUCAUAAAAGGAAAUGUCAUCUCCAACACAAACACAUCAGGCUGUGUUAAUUAAAAACCAGUCGCUGGUAGGACAGGGCUUGGGUCAGUUGGUGGAGUUGCAAUCCCUCCUGCUCCGACCCUGCCGGGAGAGCAGGCGAGUUGCAGGAGCUAUGGAUCUGUUUACAGCGCCCUGAAAACAAAAGCAGUGCCAUAUGCUGAGCCUGUCGAGGGCCAUUAUAAUAAUGCUGCGUUCAGGUACUGUAUAAUUGCUCGGCUCAGAGGCGGCACUGAGUCACACAACACUGACACCAGCAAAUUUCCUGCAAUUAACGCUCUGCAUUCAAUUGCCACCAGGUGAAAGAAAAUAUUGUAGCCUCUCUUCUAAACACCAAACUGUUUAUUUGACUAUAAAUAACUGUUUGCAGAUAAAGCAACCGCAAAACCGCGGAGCAACUGGUUUUAGGAUUUAGGGAGAAUUAUAGUUGUAACUUUGAAGAGCUGCUCAUUAGGCCUGAAGUUAUUUUCAUCCUGUCCAGUCAUUGUGGGUGAUCCUUUUAAAAAUGAUUUACAGCAGAACUACUGAAUCAGACAUCCAGACUGAGGGAAAAUAAAGAUGUGAAGACAUAACUCGGGACUUUUCAAAUCACCCAGCUGGUUUUGUUUUGUAAAAUGUCUCUUGAGAAGAGGUACAUGCAUCGGUUUGAACUGCUCUGGCCUCAUCUGGGGGCUUUGGGGAGAGGUGCUGGAGCUCCAGGGUAGAUAAUGUGCACCACUCCAGCACUCCCCAGACCUGAGGCACAGGAGCAGGGAGUCAGCCCUCUCCACCAUCCCCCAGAACACACUCUAACUCUGGAAAGAUCCUGCUCGCAGUGGUGACAACUGCUAAAAAACCAGAGAUGAUCAAAAAUGUGUUCAAAUAAUGCUUUUCCUUACUCCUGAGCAUUUUUCUGGUGGUUCAUCUCUUAGGAAAGAGUGGCUGGGAAACACUGUGGAAGAAGUACGGGUCUUCCUUCCCUUUGAAUGAUCUCUGCUCUUACGUUUCCUCUGGUGACUUCCCAAAGAUACUGGAUUCAGCAGGG